AUGGAAAAUUCUACAGGGAUCGGGAAUGAACCGCUGCUGGUGGAGAAAAAACGCGGGAAAUGGAAUAAAGUGUUCGAUAAAGAAGACAAGGAUUAUCUAGAACGCGCAUUCGCAGUCAACCCGUACCCAUCAAAAGAAGAUGUCGAACAUUUCACAAAAACGACUGAAAAAACUUGUGCGCAGAUCCGAACUUGGUUCAGUUUCAGAAGACAGACCGAAAAGAAGGUGAAUCCUGAAUUUGCACAAUUGAAAGAAUCGAAGGUGAAGAUGCAUCCUGCUGAAAUGUUCACUGAGGACGAUUUCAAUUUUUUGAAACGAGCCUUUGAUGAGAAUUCGUAUCCUUCCAAGGAGGAUAUCGACAGUUUCAAUAAAAAUUCAAAAGCUGCAGAAGGAAAUCAAAGCCUUAAACAAGCCGUCAGAGAUAGUGAAGCAGGCCAAGAAGAUAAAGACAACAACGACUACGAAAGCGACGAUUCGGACUACGAAAUAAUCCAGACACGCUUAACACAAGUGACCUUCCACCCCGACUAUAAACAAGUUUACAAAACACCCGAAGGAGAAUUUUUGCAUGUUAAAGAACGCGAUCUCGUUUUCGAAGAUAAAUAA
Messenger RNA from Oikopleura dioica, 606 nucleotides. The record is from the annotation of a GenBank genome assembly. NCBI's taxonomy places the organism in Eukaryota, Metazoa, Chordata, Appendicularia, Copelata, Oikopleuridae.